AUGUUAGGCCCAACUCAGCUAUCGUCGCCCGAUUCUCACGAAGAUUUCUUCCGCCGCCAAUCCUGGCCUGAAUGGAACUCAUCGGAGUUUUCGCGAGACCAAAGGAGAAUGAAAAUUUAUGAUCGUGUCACACAUUCGUCAUCGUCGUGCAGUCUCACUAGGGCAUUCCUACGUGCAUUAAUGCGCGAUGGUUCAACUUGGCCGUGGGGAUAUUUUAUCUACCGGACAACAUACGGGUCUGACGAGGACUGGAACCAGGCUCUUGCCAAACUUCAUCGCCAUAUUCGCUACGCCAUACGACACCAAGUCGUGCAAUCCAUGAAUGAUGGUCCUGAGAAACUCGAGGAUGAUCCGGAGGCAGCUGAGAUUGUUUGGGAGGGCUGCCACAAUGUUGUCGUUGAAGAUAAAAAAUUGUUAGAUGGAGCUUCACCUACCCAAGUUCGGCGACUGUUUCAAGAAUGGAUGAAACGGAAUCCGAAAUACAAACAGCUUAGCAGACCACGGUCGACCUAUUGUUUGAUGAUCGAUGAUCAUGCCAUGCGGUCUAUUCUGGCGAGCUCGGAGCCUUGUGCGGACCAUAGAGAGUUUAUGGAUGACCAGCCCGGAUACGUAAUCUUGAUCGAUCGCCGACAUCCUGGUAAGGGGGGGAUUAAGCACGAACCUUAUAAUGUGGGAUGGAUGAGGAUCACGAUGGAAUCACUUUAUACGGCUUGGAUGUUUACGACUGGGCGCAACGACUUGGAGUUUGAGGACGUUUAUCCCGCUAUCGGGAGAAGGGGCUUGAUCCCAUAUUAUGAUGGCUUUUGGAGUUGGGUGGAGGAUGUGAAUGGGCAGAAGGUGGAAAUUUUUUCUCGCUCAGAGAAUGAAGACAAAAAGGAUGUAGAUAAGCAGGAUGUGAAGAAUGCUUCUCAUUCAGAGAAUGGAGCAGAGGAGGAUGAGAUUGAGGAGGAUGAGGAGGACGGUUAUCCUUUCCAUGAUAUCUAUGAAUAUCUAAGGGAAGGGGGAUGUAUUUGA
Molecule: messenger RNA, 1014 nt
Organism: Aspergillus affinis
Lineage: Eukaryota; Fungi; Ascomycota; Eurotiomycetes; Eurotiales; Aspergillaceae
Exons: 1
Coding region: 1-1014 (337 amino acids)
Source: RefSeq, a predicted model, not a curated record